Messenger RNA from Gadus chalcogrammus (walleye pollock), 693 nucleotides. It is a transcript of the gene myl10, whose product is annotated as myosin, light chain 10, regulatory. The record is from RefSeq and is a predicted model, not a curated record. NCBI's taxonomy places the organism in Eukaryota, Metazoa, Chordata, Actinopteri, Gadiformes, Gadidae. The transcript is spliced from 7 exons. Gene Ontology annotation, molecular function: calcium ion binding. Gene Ontology annotation, cellular component: cytoplasm; mitochondrion. Bases 97 to 603 code for a protein of 168 amino acids.
AAAACAGACAUGAGUCCGAUUUGAUUGUCCACAAUCAUUUGUGUGGGCGUGUGUGUGUGUGUGUGUGCGCAGAGACCUACUGAGAAGCUCUUCACAAUGGCGCCAAAGAAGGCAAAGAAGAAGACUGCGGAUGCUGGCUCCAACGUGUUCAGCAUGUUUGAACAGUCCCAGAUCCAAGAGUUCAAGGAGGCUUUCACGAUCAUGGAUCAGAACAGAGACGGUGUCAUCGACAAGGGAGACUUAAGGGACACGUACGCCGCCUUAGGCCGCCUCAAUGUGGGUAAUGAGGAGCUGGACGAGAUGAUGAAGGAGGCCCCCGGCCCUAUCAACUUCACAAUCUUCCUGGCUAUGUUUGGAGAAAAGCUCAAAGGGACUGACCCUGAGGAAACCAUUCUGAACGCCUUCAAGUUGUUCGACCCAGAUGCGACGGGUGUACUCCGGGGAGAAGACAUCAAAUACAGCCUAAUGUCUCAGGCGGACAAGUUUACAGAGGAAGAGGUAAAUGAGAUGUUCACCAACUUCCCCCUGGAUGUUGCGGGCAACCUGGACUACACAAACCUGUGUUACGUUAUCACUCAUGGGGAGGACAAGGAGCCGGAGUGAAUAGAAGUUCUCCCAGCCCUGUUGAUCUAGUCCAUAGUUACUGUGAGCUGUGCCACACGAGACAUGUAUUAAAAUACAAUGACUUCUUUG